AUGGAAAACGAAGAACUCUUUGUGGGGGAGCCCGAUAUUGCGCAGAUGGGCACAUCAGAGAACCCUCGUACUGAAUAUGUGAAUGAAACUACUCCCCUAAUUGAUGGAGCCGAUGGGCUAUCGCAUCAACCGCCAACUUACCUCACGGAUGAUCGGCCGAAAUGGAGGAACCCGAGCAUUUGGUGGCUGCUCCCAUUCGGUGUCCUUUUUACCCUGGGCUUUGGUGGAAUGGCUGUGCCCAAGAUCAAUUUAAUCAUGUCGCUCAUCUGCCGAGAUUAUCUCGCCGAGAAGAUCACCCAAGACCCCGGCUUCACCUACCUCCCUGUAAUAUUUGGCGAGCACAACCCUCAGUGCCAGAUCCCGCAAGUUCAGUCCCUAGUCGCCCAGUUUCAGCUCUAUCUCAAUCUUAUUGCCGGUAUUCUAUCAGCAUUAGUGAGUCCCCGGUUCGGACACUUAUCUGAUCGUUACGGAAGAACCAAGAUGAUCGCGCUGGGCGCGAUGGGUGCGGUACUCAGUGAACUUAUCACCGUCAUUGUGGCUCAAUGGCCUGAACAGGUUUCGGUCAAUAUGCUUCUGGUUGGAGCCGUUAUGGACGGACUAGGUGGAUCAUUUACAACCGCACAGGCUUUGAUCCAUUCAUAUGCAUCUGAUUGUACCCCCGCCGAAAAACGAAGCGUGGCGUUUGGUUUAUUCCAUGGUGCUUUGUUCUUUGGAAUCGCCGUUGGACCUGGCGGUGCUGCAUUUUUGAUCAAGCAUGGAGGCACGCUGAUCGUCUUCUACAUUGCACUCGCAUUCCACGCAACUUUCUGUCUAUCGGUUUUCUUCAUCGUGCCUGAAUCUUUAUCCAAGGAUCGGCAGCUCGCCGCCCGCGAAAAGCAUCGCCUGAAGAUUGUGGAUUCUGACUCUCCUAAAUGGUACUCUUGGCGUGUCUGGAACCCAAUGAACCUGAUCACCCCGCUUGCAAUUCUGAUGCCCGCCGUUGGAAAGCCAAGUGUGCUAUUCCCUAACCGCCGCGGUGCCAGUCCGGCUCUACGCCGGAAUAUUAUGCUACUGGCUGCUAUUGAUACCGCUGUCUUUGGUGUUGCCCUGGGUACAGUACAGGUUAUCAUUAUCUACGCCGAAUACAUGUUCAACUGGGGCAGCGUGGAGUCCAGUCUGUUUGUAGCGACCAUUAAUGUUGUGCGAGUGGUCAAUCUUUUCCUGGUGCUCCCACUUAUCUCCCGCUUCUUCCGCACCCCGUGCAAGGAAGACGGAACCAUUCGCGGCUCAGACACGCUGGACGUUGUUCUCAUCCGCACAUCCAUAAUAUUCGAUAUAUUGGGGUACAUUGGCUAUGCUCUGUCCAAAUCACCAUCAGUCAUGAUAAUGUCUGGUGUUGUCGCCUCUCUAGGUGGCAUGGGAUCUGCAAUCCUGCAGUCAUCUCUGACCAAACAUGUACCAAAUGAACGCAUUGGACAGAUGCUCGGUGCCACUGGUCUCCUGCAUGCCCUUGCUCGAGUUAUUGCACCUACUAUCUUCAACUUAAUUUACAGUCUGACUGUUGCAACCUUACCUCAGACUGUGUUUGUGGCACUUGCAACUGUCUUUGGUGUAGCAUUCCUUAUGAGUCUGCUCAUCAGGUCGCAUGUUACCCUAGAGGGUGGUCCUCCUGCCGAUCUCAACGCGGAAGAAGAUGCCGACGAGCAUGAUAGACUUUUGCUAUGA
Messenger RNA from Penicillium coprophilum, 1704 nucleotides. Its product is annotated as putative tetracycline-efflux transporter. The record is from RefSeq and is a predicted model, not a curated record. The coding region runs from base 1 to 1704 and encodes 567 amino acids. The transcript has 3 exons. Gene Ontology annotation, cellular component: membrane. Gene Ontology annotation, molecular function: transmembrane transporter activity. Gene Ontology annotation, biological process: transmembrane transport. Lineage: Eukaryota; Fungi; Ascomycota; Eurotiomycetes; Eurotiales; Aspergillaceae.